Messenger RNA from Aphidius gifuensis, 1121 nucleotides. RefSeq lists its product as uncharacterized. Gene Ontology annotation, molecular function: chitin binding. The transcript is spliced from 2 exons. The coding region runs from base 30 to 1100 and encodes 356 amino acids. The record is from RefSeq and is a predicted model, not a curated record. NCBI's taxonomy places the organism in Eukaryota, Metazoa, Arthropoda, Insecta, Hymenoptera, Braconidae. Gene Ontology annotation, cellular component: extracellular region.
GAGGCGAAUCAUCUUAGUUUUAUUUAUCGAUGAAUAUAUUUAAUAAAAAUAAAAAAAUGAAAGUUUUUAAUAGUAUCAUUAUGGUGUUUCAAGUGAUUCUUUGUGAUAACGUCAUCAAAAGUCAAAACACGACAUCAUCAUCAAAACAAACAUUUUCAUGCAAAGGAAAAUACACUGGUUUUUAUGCUGAUGUUGAAUCUAACUGUCAAGUUUAUUACACGUGCGAUGAUCAUGGUAAUAAAUUCACUUAUAAUUGUCCUAAAGACACUGCAUUUCGCCAAGAAGCACUUGUUUGCGAUCAUGCUCAUCUAGUUGACUGUAAAAAAACUGAACAAUUCAUUGAAAAAAUUGAAAAUGAUCAAGUACACAGUACUGAUGAAUCACAGAAUUCUCAUGAAAGAGGCGAACUUUUCAGGUCAUUUAGAAUAGCUCUACCAGAACCUUCACGUUACUUACAAAGUCCAAAAAUAAAUAAUAGUAAACCAACAACAUUUUUCAUGAGUUCAACUGUCUUUUUACGUGAAAGUCCAAAUACAAAAGUGAGAGGAAAUUUUAUUGAAUCAAUUACAAGUGAAAAAUAUGACCUCUCAACUACACCAAAAUCUUUUGAUCCUGAAAUAACAAAACAUAAUAAUAAUAUUAAUAAUUUCGAUACUUUUAAACAGACCAGUGAAUCAAAAAAUUUAAACAUAAAAAAUGUAUUUAAUUCAUACUCUAAGGAUAAUGAAAAUAAAAGAAAGCCUGAUGAUUUAAAAAUACUUGAAAAUAAUGAUCAUAGUAAAAAUAAAAAAAUUUUAGUUUAUACAACAACUGAAAAAAUAACAACAGCAGGAACUGAAUUUCCAAUACCAAAAUUUUCUGGUGAACUUUCAGCAUCGCCUGAUUAUGAUCCAUAUUAUCCAAAACUGAUAAGAACAACAGAUAAUCCUUAUAUUUUUAAAAAUACAAAAAUUAAUAAAUCUACAUUUUUUUCAACGAAAAAACCAUGGAGUAAUUACGUUAAUAUUAACAUACCUGAUAUUAUUCCAGAUUUGAAUUCUCUUGAUGAUUUAGUUGACCGUAAAAAAAUAUUUUUUAUCCCAAGAUUAAAUAAACUUUGAUAUUCAGAUUUUUUUUUUUUU